Molecule: messenger RNA, 948 nt
Organism: Elephantulus edwardii (Cape elephant shrew)
Lineage: Eukaryota; Metazoa; Chordata; Mammalia; Macroscelidea; Macroscelididae
Product: olfactory receptor 6M1-like
Exons: 1
Coding region: 1-948 (315 amino acids)
Biological process (GO): G protein-coupled receptor signaling pathway
Cellular component (GO): membrane
Molecular function (GO): olfactory receptor activity; G protein-coupled receptor activity
Source: RefSeq, a predicted model, not a curated record
AUGGACCUGCAAAAUCAGACCACAGUAACAGAGUUUACCUUGACUGCUUUCCCUGCUCUCCAGAAGCUUCAGAUUUCCCUCUUUGUAGUUCUCUUGUUUAUUUACAUGCUUACUCUGACAGGAAAUAUUGUCAUCAUUUCCCUUAUAUGGGCUGAUUCUCACUUUCAAACUCCAAUGUACUUUUUCCUUGGCAAUUUGUCCUUUUUAGACAUUAUGUAUACUACUUCAGUUACUCCAAAGCUAUUAGCCUGUCUCCUAGAAGAGAAGAAAACUAUCUCUUUUGCUGGAUGCAUCACUCAGACAUACUUCUUUUUUUUCCUCGGGACAGUGGAGUUCAUCCUCUUGGCUGUCAUGUCCUUUGACCGCUAUGUGGCCAUCUGUAACCCCCUGCGAUACACCAUCAUCAUGAACAGUAGAGUCUGCCUCCUCCUGGUUCUGGGAUGCUGGGUGGGAGCCUUCCUGUCAGUUCUGUGUCCCACUAUCAUAGUGUCCAGGUUACCUUUCUGUUAUAAAGAAAUUAGACACUUCUUCUGUGACAUUGCCCCUCUGUUACAGGUGGCCUGUAUUGAUACUCAUUUCAUUGAGAAGAUAAACUUCCUCUUAUCUUCUUUCAUACUUCUGACCUCACUGGUGCUCACCACUGUGUCUUACAUCUACAUCAUUACAACCAUCUUACGCAUCCCCUCAGCACAAGGACGUCAGAAGGCCUUUUCCACCUGUGCUUCUCACAUCACAGUCGUCUCCAUUGCCUAUGGAAGCAAUAUCUUCAUGUAUGUGAGGCCCAGCCAGAGCCAUUCACUGGAUUUUGACAAAGUGACUGCUGUUCUCACCACAAUGGUUACACCUCUGCUAAAUCCCUUCAUUUACAGCUUGAGGAAUGAAAAGGUAAAGGAAGUUUUAAGAGAAACAAUCAGCAGGCUUAUGUUGUUAUUGCACAAAAAAACUUGA